Messenger RNA from Daldinia vernicosa, 963 nucleotides. RefSeq names its product NAD(P)-binding protein. The coding region runs from base 1 to 963 and encodes 320 amino acids. Lineage: Eukaryota; Fungi; Ascomycota; Sordariomycetes; Xylariales; Hypoxylaceae. The record is from RefSeq and is a predicted model, not a curated record. The transcript has 3 exons.
AUGGAUAAGACAGAUGGGACGUUUCCCACAGUUGCCCACCCUACAGAUACCACGCAGGGCAGAACUCAAGGCGGCACGCAGGAAGAUAAAUAUGACCUCCCUAUCCAUAGCCGGGCGAGAUCCAGCCUAGAACAAGACAUGAAUCCGGAGCCAAACAAGACUCAUACCCCAUCCUCGGACUCAGACUCUGGACUAACCCCCUGUCAACCCGCCGGCAAGCUCGCGGGGAAAAUAGCCAUCAUCACAGGGGGAGAAUCGGGGAUCGGUCGGGCCAUAGCAAUUCUCUUCGCGUUGGAAGGCGCUCGAGUAGUUAUCAGUUACCCCCGCGAGAAAGAAGAAGAUGCACAGAACACCAAGGCGCAGGUGGAAAAGAACGAGGGCGAGAUCCAUCUCAUCGCCAGCGAUCUAACCCAAGCAGCGAACUGUACCGCCUUAGUGAAUCAGGUGAUAGCGGCCUUGGGCGGUAUCGACAUCUUAGUCAACAAUGCGGCCAUAAGGAACGAGAAAGGAGACAUCGCUGAUAUCACCUAUGAGCAGUGGUCGGCGACUUCCCUUACCAACGUCGAUCCUCUUUUUCACCUCACCAAUGCUGCUUUGCCAUAUCUAUCUAGCGGUGCGGCGAUCGUCAACAGCGCAUCGGCGGACGCUUACAUCGGAACACCUAGCCGCGUAGACUAUGCUGCCAACAAGGAGGUCGUCAUCGCGUUUACCCGAGCGCUGUCUAACCAACUAGUCAAGAAGGGGAUCCGCGUCAACGCCGUGGCUAUCGGUCCCGUCUGGCCUUCUCUCGUCACCACGGGAGCAAGCGAGCAAGAUCAAAAGGGGCAAGAUCUCGGGAGCUGGACGCCGAUGGAGCAACUCGAUGAGAUUGCGACGAGCUACGUGUUUCUCGCGGGGAACGAGAGCACGUUCAUGAGCGGCCAGACGUUACAUCCUAAUGGAGGUAUUGUCGUGAAGGGCUGA